Eucalyptus grandis is the source of this 1189-nucleotide messenger RNA. Its product is annotated as F-box protein SKIP22-like. The transcript has a single exon. The coding region runs from base 626 to 1189 and encodes 187 amino acids. The record is from RefSeq and is a predicted model, not a curated record. NCBI's taxonomy places the organism in Eukaryota, Viridiplantae, Streptophyta, Magnoliopsida, Myrtales, Myrtaceae. Gene Ontology annotation, molecular function: protein binding.
UCCCCGACCCCUGCUCCCUCCCCCAGCUCCGCCGCAUCCUUGCCGGCCGCCUCUCCCCCUCGCCCCCUCCCGGAGUCUCCUUCCGCCUCUCCCUCAACCGCACCGACGAGCUCCGGUCGCCGGAUCCUGCCGCUUCCCUCCAGUACCUCGGCCUCGCGUCCGGCGACCUCGUCUACUUCUCCCUCGGCCCCGAUGCGCUCGCUUCUCCUCGGGUAGGCAAUAGCUCCUCGAGCGACGAAUCCUCCGCAGGGACGUCGGGUCGGGUCCGGUCUCCCUAGGGCACGCGGAGAUGGAUUCCGAAGAUCUGCACGGGGGGCGGCCUCGGGAGGUUGCAGAUUCGGAGAUGGUCGAUUCGGUGCCUGAAGAUGCGCCGGGAGCCGAUGCUUCGGGGAGCGCCGGGGAUCCAGGUAAUUCCGUCUCUGCAAUUGUUGAUUUUGAGGGCGACGGCGCUGUGGCCGCGGAUGACUCGACUGGGGUUCGCAGCAAGUUCUCCGAGCCUUACUUUCUGAGGAGGGUUUAGAGAGAGGAAUUGGGUGGGGACGGUGGUGACCAUAGGCUUCUGGUUAUUGCGGUGCACGCUGUUCUGCUGGAAUCCGGUUUCAUCGCGGCUGAGCCGGUGACUGGAAUGCCUGCCGAUCGGUUUCAUCUCUCCGAUCAAUGGCCUUCCACGGCGUUUACGAUGACGUUGCAGUACAGUCUGCCUGAGCUUGUGGCUAGGACGCAGGGUCUGCAUGUAUCUGAGAGUGUUGUACUGAAGUUUGAGAGUUUAGGUCACUUUAUAAGUGUCUAUGGGCGUCUGGCUAAAGCCAAGUUGGCGUUGCGUAGAGUCUGUUUGAACGAGCGCAGAUUUGCUCCUAUUAUAGACGUGAUGAGGGUGAAAGGCGAUGACAAUGUGGGAGUGAAUGAGGAUGGUGGAUCUUUGAAUUUGAGUUCUGAAAAACAAGUUUUUGAGUUUUGGAAGAUUAUAAAAGAUGGUUUGGCAUUGCCGCUGUUGAUAGACCUAACUGAAAGAGUCGGUUUGCCGCUUCCAUCUUGCUUCACAUGCCUUCCAACGGAACUGAAGCUCAGGAUUUUCGAAUUGCUUCCUGGAAUUGACCUUGCAAGGGUAGGGUGUGUAUCUUCUGAACUACGGUAUUUGGCAUCCGAUAAUGAUUUGUGGAAGCAGAAGUAUGUUGAGGAGUUUGGCUAG